Messenger RNA from Blastomyces gilchristii SLH14081, 1375 nucleotides. RefSeq lists its product as uncharacterized. The coding region runs from base 6 to 1253 and encodes 415 amino acids. The transcript is spliced from 6 exons. The record is from RefSeq and is a predicted model, not a curated record. Lineage: Eukaryota; Fungi; Ascomycota; Eurotiomycetes; Onygenales; Ajellomycetaceae. Gene Ontology annotation, molecular function: oxidoreductase activity.
CACGCAUGUGGUCUCCCAGGCCAAUUGUUAUGUUGGUUCAUGUUAAAAUGUUGGGUUGCAUAGCAUUUGCAAGCAGCACGCGGGGCGGAGGUAGGUUCCCGGAUUGCCCUACGACUGACCACGAUAUGUACAUAAAUAUCAUCGUGUCUUCCGGCCUGCUGUUUAAGUUUCUACAGAUCAUUUCCUCUUUUUCUUUCUUUCUUAUUUCUCUUUUUGGUUUCUGUAAUUUCCAUGACAGGAAAGCGUUGCGUUUGAAAAUCAAUCGCACAAGGCCCAGCAUGGUUUGGCUCAGACGAGUCAUUCUUUUCUUGUCUGUGGUAUGUUCAGUUGUUUCAGCGCGGUGUACCACACCAGGACAGCGCAAAGCAUGGCACACUUUGAGCAACUCUGAGAAACAAGCAUACAUCGAUGCUGAGCUCUGUUUGAUGAGAAAACCACCUAAAACCGCUUUUAAAGGUGUAAUAACACGGUUUGAUGAUUUCCAAGCUCUUCAUGUGCACACAGCAUAUAUGAACCAUUAUGUCGGAGCAUUCCUUCCCUUCCACCGGUUGAUGACGUAUAGUCAUGAGGCUGCGCUUCGGGAAGAGUGUGGCUAUAAAGGCUACCAACCCUAUUGGUAUGAGCAAAUGGAUGCAGGGAAAUUUUCCUCAUCUGACAUUUUCGACUCCGUCUAUGGCUUCGGCGGCAAUGGGUUUGGGAGGGAAGGCUGUAUCACCGACGGACCUUUCGCAAACUAUACAAGCCCGUUUGGACCGGGAUCCGAAAUUAGAACCCAGUGCAUCGAUCGAAAUUUCGAUGAUGCGGUUAGCUUAGGCACCUCCCGGGCACGGGUGGAGGACUGCACCUCUAAACCUAACUGGAUAUCAGCAUGGAAUUGCAUCGAGCUGAACCCUCAUGGUGGUGGCCACAAUGGCGUCGGGGGCCAAAUGGCCAGAGGUGGCGCUUCCCCCGGUGAUCCUAUCUUCUUUCUCCAUCACGCCUGGAUCGACAAGUUGUGGUGGGACUGGCAGGCGAAGGACCUUCCAGCGCGUCUGUCUGAGAUGGGUGGAACUAAUUUUGAUGAAAACUCCGGCUUCCCUCCCGGUCCGCCAGACUAUCCACAACCCGGAGCAAUGCCCGGUGAUCCGGGAAACAUCACCACAUUAAAUCACGUCCUCUUCAUGUUUGGCACUAUGGGCGACGAUAAGAUAAUUGCCGAUGUGAUGGAUAUUCAGGGAGAUUUCUUAUGUUACGGGUACGUAGAUCCAGAGUAGUUUUGAAUUUGAAGCUUUCCUACCAGUUUCGCUCGAGAACCACGAAGUAGACAAGAAUUGCUAGGUUAUUAUUAUUACAUAUUAGAAAGUAACUAGCAAAAGGUGAUGCAUUUACUUCCAGC